GGCUGCAGAAUUUAUAAAUAGACAUUGCCCAAGGCUGCCUGAUGAUGAAGUGGUUGUUUAGUAAAUCUUUCUCCUUUAAGGAUGCCAUUAUCGGAGACCAUUGAAAAAGACCAGUUUCAUUUUUGUCUUGAGGGAGGUCCUGCCUUUGACCAGGCCAGCCCUGUUGAGUGCUAGUCUGCUCUCAGAUUCAGGCACAGGCCUUCAAGAUUCUGAACCACCUUUGCAUGGAGCACAAAGAUGACGACGAUGAGGAUGUGUCUUUUGCCAAAUGGAUGAGCAGCUUCUGGGGGCACAGCUGGAGAGAGGAGGAGGAGAGAGCAGCCCGGGAUCGGCGCCGGUCGCGGGACGCCAGUUACAGGAAAGGCUCCUUGCCCUGUCCAUUUCCUGCUCUUCCACAAGUCACAUCACCUGACCAUCAGCCCAGAAGACAUUCUCAUGAGGACCAGGAAUUCCGACGUCGUAGCAACAUGCGAGAUCACAGGAAAUGUUCUGGUGAUGGGUCAGUCAAGGAGCCACUGGAAUCAAAAGAAAGACCCCAGUCCAAACUUCAGGAAUGUUCACUAUCCUCUGAGCAACAACUGUGUGUCAGAACUAAACGUUCUCUCUCUCUGGGCACUGAAAGCAGAAAGGAGAGAAAUGAAAGAGACUGUCUGAGGAUGGAAGUGAGAUCCCGAAAGAAAAAGGAGGAAAGAAGGAGCUCCAUGAAGGAGGAGCACAAAGAAGCACACAUGGCUCCUCUGGUGGAAAAGGGGCCCGAGUAGCACUUUGUUCCGCAUCUCGAUGACAGAUCCGCAGGGCGUUGUACUCCUCAGGAUGCCUCGUGGCAGCUGGGAAAGGUCUCUGCAGAUGCUGGUGUCUGAGGUGGGCGGUGGGUACAGCUGCUCCUUUGGGUAACUUGCAUCACACUCCACCUGAUUCUGGUGACUUAGCUGAGUGUGUCCUUUUAAGGCAAUGAAAAUAACAAAAGGUAUUUUAAUAGAGAAAAGUAAUUUUUGAAAAUGUAAAAAUAAAAGUAUUUAAAGAGCCACCUACACAUCACAUCCACCCCUCUCCCAUGUACGUCAACUUUGCAGAUUGUCUUAAAUAAAAGUCAUUGAU
Ochotona curzoniae (black-lipped pika) is the source of this 1098-nucleotide messenger RNA. RefSeq names its product leukemia NUP98 fusion partner 1 (gene LNP1). The transcript is spliced from 3 exons. The record is from RefSeq and is a predicted model, not a curated record. The coding region runs from base 225 to 761 and encodes 178 amino acids. NCBI's taxonomy places the organism in Eukaryota, Metazoa, Chordata, Mammalia, Lagomorpha, Ochotonidae.